UUCAUUUACUUCUACAGGAAAUGAUGCCAUUGUCAUCAGCUUCUUCAACCAAUAUGACAACCACAGAAAUCCAAGCAAAGCUUGUAGAGAAAUAUAAAAGUUCUGACAAUGCAAGAAUUGCAAGAAAAAAGAUUCAAGAAAUAGCUCUCAUUGAAGAAGAAAAUUGCAGUGAAUCAAAUACGAGUAAACCUAGCUGCUUGAAGCAGCUGUGUAUAUUGACUCGUCGAUCAAGCCUAAACAUCUGUAGAGAUAUAGGGUACUUCUGGCUAAGAAUAGUGUUCUACAUUUUAGUAGCAUUAAGUGCUGGCAGUUUCUUUUUCAACAUUGGAACGAGCAACUAUGCCAUCUUUUUGAGAGGAAAGUUUGAUGGAUUCACCUAUGGUCUCAUGAUCGUCUUACCUAUCGGAGGCUUGCCUUUCUUCACGGAGUAAAUAAAGGUAAAUUCCAUCUCAA
Messenger RNA from Durio zibethinus, 453 nucleotides. The record is from RefSeq and is a predicted model, not a curated record. NCBI's taxonomy places the organism in Eukaryota, Viridiplantae, Streptophyta, Magnoliopsida, Malvales, Malvaceae.